Messenger RNA from Homalodisca vitripennis (glassy-winged sharpshooter), 1547 nucleotides. RefSeq names its product WEB family protein At3g02930, chloroplastic-like. The transcript is spliced from 7 exons. The record is from RefSeq and is a predicted model, not a curated record. NCBI's taxonomy places the organism in Eukaryota, Metazoa, Arthropoda, Insecta, Hemiptera, Cicadellidae. Bases 115 to 1389 code for a protein of 424 amino acids.
CAUUAUUAUUAGUUUCAGUGUCAAUGCUACUGUUGAAGAAGCAUAGUAAUAACAACACAAUCUGUAUAAGUUUUCUUUUGUCUUCAUUUUCAAAACUGUUUAACAUAGUGCAGUAUGAAUCCAAAUAAGAGUGAUGCAAAACUCUCUUUAAAAAGAAAAGGUGAAUGCGCACCAUUUGUACCAAGAAAAAUACCUAUAGCUUCUUCUCACGCAACUAAAAUAAAAAACGACGGUAUACAUAAGCCGAAGAUUGUGGAUUCCACUGGUGUUUCUGCAUCCAGUAAAUAUAGAAAACUCCACAAUUGUUUACCAGCCGAACUGACACCUAUAUCAAACAAAACCAAAAUAUUAAAUUCUAAGCGAAAAUCUAUUUCCUUGGUCGAACUACCCAGUAUCCAGAAGAUAUGCACUCUCAAAAAGCGAUACAGCAAGGAACAAGGCGAUGAAACAAAAAUGUCUAUAAUAGCUUCUAAAAGGUGUAACAUUACAUCAUUGAAUAGUGUGGAAGAGUUUGAACUUGCUAGAAAAGUGUGCAAAAUAUUCAUUUUGCAUUCUUGGAGGAAGCGGAGAUAUGAAGUAACGAAACUUCGAAUUGACGCACAGAAAAUAGAGAAUGAGGUGCAAAACCUUAAUGUUCAAAUUGUUGUUUUACGAAAUCUUUUGGAGUCAGAAAAGCUCAGAGUUGCAGUUGCUAUGAGUGAUUCAGGUCAUCUAAAACAACGUCUGGAAAACGAGUUGAAUACUACAGACCAGUUGAGAAUGGACCUGAAACGACUAGAAACUGAAAAAUAUGCGCAAGAAAAUAAACAGUCACAAAUGGAGGCCGAAAUCAAAUCACUGAAGAAUGAAUUGUUGUCAUUGAACUGCAUGAACAAAGAUUUCAAAGAAAAAAUAGAAACUUACGAUAGGGAUCUAAACGAAUCCAGAGAAAAAGAAGCGCGUCUUUUGAGCAAGCUUGAAACAGGGGAAAUUCAAUUGAAAGACGAGAUCAGUAACUCGAAAAUUAUGACUGAGAAAUAUAUAAUACUGCAGAAAAAGAUUGAGAGCCUUGUAGGUGUGAAUCGAAAACUGAGUAACGAAAUAAAGAGCAAAGAGAAAGCAAUGGAAAAAUUCGCCAUUGAGAUUAGAAAUCUUGAUGUAGAAUUAAACAAUGUAAAAAACUUGAACAAAGUUCAAAAUGAAGAUAAUAUUAGUUUAACAAAAGCAAUCAGCAUUGGAAAAGAUAAAAUUAAGGAACAAGAAAAACUCAUCUGUGGCCUUACAUCAGCGAUAAACCAAUACCAAUUAGAGAAAGAUGAGUUUGAACAAAGACUUGUAAAAAUGAGAGAUGGAGCAGUUUUUGAAGCUAUUAAAAUAUGUUCAAAUCUAUUUUUCCCAUUUUCAAUUUAACUGAGUAGCAUAAAACAAUUGAACUCACGUAUAUGAUACCAUUCCAAAUUGUACUUGAGGUUUACUUCAGUAGUUAUACACAGUAUUUACUUGUGUACAUUUAGUACUGUUUAAGGCUUGUAUAUAAUAAUUAUAGUAAAUAAAAGAUUAAAAAAUUG